Closterium sp. NIES-67 is the source of this 929-nucleotide messenger RNA. NCBI's taxonomy places the organism in Eukaryota, Viridiplantae, Streptophyta, Zygnematophyceae, Desmidiales, Closteriaceae. The record is from the annotation of a GenBank genome assembly.
UAAAUUGCAGCCAAGACUCCGGCAGCAGGCUGAGCAUCUUGAGACACUUUGUCUGCUCUGGGUACGUGAUGCCUGCAAUCGCCAAUUUCGCGUAGAGUUCCCUCAUCUUGUCCAGUACGGGCUGCACAGCUUCAUUCUCGCUCAACCGCAGCAUGGACAGCUCCCGAUCCAGCAUGAGAGAAGCGGCAACCGAUGUCGGAGCGUGCAGGUCCUUGAGCACUGCCCAUGCCUUGGGCCCACAAUCAAUUUCCGGUAGCAGAUGCAUGAUGUGAUGCCUCUGGUUCAGCUCCAAGCUUUGUGACAGUAGAUAGUACCCAGCAGAUGAACGUUCAUCCCAGUCCGCUUGCUCUGCCAUUUCCUUUGGCCUUGGCUCCGUUCCAAUCAUGAGCUUCAAGAGGCCAAUUUGUCGAAAGUAGAGCUGCAUCUUCCAUGCCCAAUCAUCAUAGCCAUCUCCAGAGAACUUCUCAAUGGUGAAGUUCUUCAGCACCUCCUUAAGCAGUGACCCCUGGCUUGUACGCGCUCCCCUUUGCGCUGCAAUGCCAGAAUCUUGGGUUGAGCUGCCUCCUUGGACUGAAGUAUCACCUCCACCAGAGUCCUCUUUAUCUCCCAUCGUAUUUUAGGUCCCAAAUGCGUGAUAAUAGGCUCUGAUACCACUUGUUGGUUAGAGAAGGCUAUAAGCAGAUGAUUCAAUGGCUCCUUGGAAAUUUCUGCAGCACUUCGUUAUGACGCCCAGAAAACUCGCGACCUUCGAAUAGCUAUAUCAAAAACUCCAAUCGGUGAAACGAUCUGAAAAUCGGAUAUGUUGUAGCUGGCAGUGUCAGCUUUCCACUGAAAGUUGAAUCACUCGAUUCCGUAGCUAAACGAGUGAGCUAUGGCGUUUGGCGCACUGGGGGGUAAUCUGCCCUAGGAGAAGUUGACAGUCCUCAGAG